Molecule: messenger RNA, 1527 nt
Organism: Penicillium manginii
Lineage: Eukaryota; Fungi; Ascomycota; Eurotiomycetes; Eurotiales; Aspergillaceae
Exons: 5
Coding region: 1-1527 (508 amino acids)
Molecular function (GO): monooxygenase activity; heme binding; iron ion binding
Source: RefSeq, a predicted model, not a curated record
AUGGCCAUCGCAGCCUUACUAUCAACCCUUCAAGCCCGCGCCCUUGAGUCUCCACUCCAGACUCUCGGUGUCGCGGCUGUCGUGGUGCCUAUUCUUUACGUUAUCUUGAACGAGUUUAUUCGCUACUCGGCUCGUGUGAAGGGUCUCGGGGGUCCGGCGGGCUUACCGUUGAUUGGAAAUCUAAGCCAGAUUCGUGUUAAUGCUGCGGAGCAGUAUCGCGCUUGGUCGAAGAAACAUGGGGCUGUUUAUCAGAUUAUGUUGGGUAAUAUUCCCGUCGUUGUGGUGAACUCUGCUGCGUCGGCGAAGGUUCUUUUCGGUCAGAAUGCGCAGGCUCUUAGCUCGAGGCCGGAGUUUUAUACUUUUCACAAGAUCGUAUCAAACACAGCCGGCACAACAAUCGGCACAUCGCCCUACAGCGACUCGCUGAAACGCCGCCGCAAAGGCGCAGCCUCGGCCCUAAACAGACCAUCCGUCGAAUCCUACUCCUUCGUGGAAGAGCUCUACCGCUACGGCAAAGCAGGCACCACCCCCGUCGACCCGAUGCCCAUGAUCCAACGCCUAAGUCUGAGCCUCGCGCUCACGCUGAACUGGGGCGUCCGCAUCGCCUCGCAGGAAGAAGCCCUCUUCGACGAAAUCACGCACGUCGAGGAGGAGAUUAGCCGAUUCCGCUCAACGACGGGGAAUAUGCAGGAUUAUAUUCCGCUGCUGAGGUUGAAUCCGUUUAGUUCUAAUUCGAAGAAGGCGGCGGAGAUGAGGCUGCGGCGGGAUAAGUAUUUGGGGGAUUUGAAUCGGGGACUGGAUGAGCGGAUGGAGAAGGGGACGCAUGUUCCUUGUAUUCAGGCGAAUGUUAUUUUGGAUAAGGAGGCUAAGUUGAAUGCGGAGGAACUUACUAGUAUUAGUUUGACGAUGCUUUCGGGCGGGCUUGAUACGGUUACGACGCUUGUUGCGUGGAGUAUUGGGCUAAUUUCUAGUCGGCCGGAUGUGCAGGAUAAGGCUGCGAAGGCUAUUGAGGAGUUUUAUGGGGCUGGUCAGCCGAUGUGUGAUGCUGAUGAUGAUCAGAAGUGUGCUUAUGUUGCGGCUUUGGUGAGGGAGUGCUUGAGAUACUUUUGCGUUCUGAGAUUGGCUCUUCCGAGAACUUCCAUUCGGGAUAUUACCUAUGAGGGAAUUGUUAUUCCUAAGGGGACGGUGUUUUUCCUCAAUGCUUGGGCUUGUAAUAUGGACCCCGACGUCUGGACUGACCCAGAGGAAUUCCGCCCAGAGCGCUGGUUCGAACAACCCGACGCGCCAAUCUUCACAUACGGCAUGGGCUACCGCAUGUGCGCGGGCUCACUGCUCGCCAACCGCGAGCUCUAUCUCGUCUUCAUGCGGACACUGAACAGUUUCCGCAUCGAACCGCAUGAUGAGACGGAUUGGCAUCCUGUGAGGGGGAACUCGGAUCCUACGAGUCUGGUUGCUAUUCCGCAGAAGUAUAAGGUGCGAUUUGUGCCCAAAGAUGCGAAGGCGUUGGGCGAGAUUGUGAAGGCGUGA